Molecule: messenger RNA, 4958 nt
Organism: Plutella xylostella (diamondback moth)
Lineage: Eukaryota; Metazoa; Arthropoda; Insecta; Lepidoptera; Plutellidae
Product: WD repeat-containing protein 47
Molecular function (GO): protein binding
Source: RefSeq, a predicted model, not a curated record
UCGUUGCUGUCGUUCGUUGGUGGUGUUAUUGCUCUCUACAAUUUUCUUGUUCUUGUUCUUGUGGAUUUUAAUGAUACACUCGAAUGAAAUCAACGAAAUCUUUACGGUCCAUUUAAAAUUCAAUAUGUAUUAGUGAAAAAUAGUGCGAAUGUGUUGGAAAUUGGCUUAGGGUCCACAGCCGAAUAUUUAAUAGGCAAACCUGGCAACGAUGCCGUCGACGCACCUGAACCUUCGCGAGGAUGACGUGGUGCGUCUGGCGCUGGAGUUCCUCCACAACCGGGACCUGCACAUCACGCAGCUGUCGCUCGAGCGCGAGACCGGCGUCAUCAACGGCAGCUUCGCCGACGACGUACUCUUCCUCCGUCAACUCAUCCUCGACGGCCAGUGGGACGACGUGCUCGAGUUCAUACAACCCCUCUCCGCCCUCAAAGCCUUCGAAACAGACAAGUUUAAUUAUGCCAUCCUCCGACACAAGUAUAUUGAACUUCUCUGCAUCAGAUCCGAAAUCAAAGCGUACAAUAACGUGGAGAACAUUGUUGAUGAAGUCGUCAAAGUGCUCAGCGAUCUCGAGAAGCUCGCGCCGUCUAAAGAGGAGUAUUCCAACUUGUGUCUGUUACUGACGCUGCCGAGCAUCACGGACCACGUGCAGUUCAAGAAGUGGAACCCGAGCAACGCGCGCGUGCAGUGCUUCCGCGAGGUGUACCCGCUGGUGGAGGCCUUCCUGCCGUGCGACAAGAAGAGCGGCGGUGUCGUGGCCAAGAGCGCCAAGAACGACCGCCUCAUGCAGCUGCUCAUCAAGGGCAUCCUGUACGAGUCAUGCGUGAAUUAUUGCCAGGCGAAGGCGACCGGGUCGAAGGAGGCCCAGACGAAUGAAGUGAACUUCUCGCGGCUGCUCGACGGCUCCGGGUUCGACGAGUCGGACCUGAGCCUGCUGUCGUGGCUGCAGUCCAUCCCGGCCGAGACGUUCAGCGUGCCCUUCGAGCAGCGCAUGCUGAACGUGGACGUGGAGAAGCUGGAGCGGCCGUCACUGCACACGUCGUGGACGGAACACAUGCUGGUGACGCCCAUCAAGCCGCGCACCUUCCCGCACCUGGCCAUGCCGUUCCGCCGCCCGCGCUCGGCCGCCGACGCCAUGACGCGCUCGCUGCGCCCGCUGCCCGACGGCGCGCCGCGCCUGCCCGCUGUCAUGGCCAUGUCCGCCGUCGACUACAACUCGUCGUCGUGCUUCGGCGCCUUCCACCUCACCGGCAUCAAGGGCAACAAGCUGAUGAACACGUCCGUGGACCGGCUGUUCGACAACAAGAACGGGGAGAGCGUGUUCCACGGGUUCAAUGAAACGCUGAAGCCGAUAGAUGAGCAGCUGAAGCCGAUCGGGGAGUCGAAGACGAACGAGAGCAGCGUGGGUGCUUCCACGGCCACCACGCCCGAGCACCGGCAGGACUUCUCGUCGGCGUCCAUCUCGACGGCGGCGGCGUCCACCGAGCGCUCGUCGCUGGCGGAGCCCCCCGCCCCCGGCGCCCCCGCCCCCGCCCCCGCCGGGCCCGACGGGGACUUCCGCCGCGAGCUGCUCAAGGAGUACCAGAUACAGAAGCAGCGCGAGUGCGACGACUAUCUCCGGAACCUCUACUCGUCCGACAUGAAGCAGCAAAAUGCCCUAGAGCAAAGUGGAAACAUAUCCCCUGGUAUGCUGUCAAACAUGAAGAACACAUCAAUCAACCCUGCGGAGCCGAACGACCAGCUCUUCAUGAGGAAAAAUGAAAUGGACGGCAACAUAGAAAAUAUCAACGCCAUGAACGGCCAGAGCAGGAACGGCAGCCACCCCAGCGUCCUCACAGCCGGUCCGGUGACCAGCGACGUGAACGGAUCACGUCCCACCUUCAAGCCAGUGACGGUCUUAGAGGAUCUCCAGGCGGUCAGAUGCGCCGAGUUCCAUCCCAACGGGAAGCUUUAUGCUGUCGGGUCAAAUACGAAGACACUGAGGAUAUGCACGUAUCCGAAGAUUGAGAAUGUCAAAGCAAACAGCGAGUCCACGGCCCCCACAGUCCUCCUGAAACGCACAAAGCACCACAAGGGCAGCAUAUACUGCCUGGCUUGGAGCCCGGCCGGUGACCUCCUCGCCACUGGCUCCAAUGACAAGACCGUCAAGCUGAUGAGGUUCAACAGCCAUGCUUGCAAUCUGGAGGGACAGGAGGUGGAGCUCGCCAUGCACGACGGCACAGUCCGAGACGUGUGCUUCAUCGAGGACACGUCCAACAAGGCGAGCCUGCUGGUCAGCGGCGGCGCCGGCGACUGCAAGAUCUACGUCACUGACUGCGCCACCGGCAACACAUUCCAGGCGCUCAGCGGUCACUCGGGCCACGUGCUCUCCCUCUACAACUGGGGCGGCGCCAUGUUCGUGAGCGGCGGGCAGGACAAGACGGUCCGCUUCUGGGACCUGCGCACCGGCGGCUGCGUCAACACCAUCUCGCCUGGCAACCUGCCCUCUAAUAAGGGCUCCGCAGUAGCCUCCCUCGCUGUAGACCCGAGCGGCCGGCUGCUGGUCUGCGGUCACGACGACGGCUCGUGCGCUCUACACGACGUGAGGGGUUCCCGGGCCUUACAGCGGUUCACUCCACACUCGGGAGAUGUGAGGAGCGUGCGGUUCUCGCCCGGAGCGUAUUACUUGCUCACGGCGGGAUAUGAUGGUCGUGUUGUGCUUACUGAUCUGCAAGGUGACCUCACAUGCGCCCUGCCCAGCGUGCCGGUCGCGCGACACCCGGACAAGGUGAUAUCAGCUCGCUGGCACCCAGACGACUUCUCCUUCCUGUCUACAUCAGCCGAUAAAACCGCCGUGCUGUGGACCAUCCCGCCUGUCUAAACUGCAUCCGCUGCACGGCACCGCUAUCCAUGUAGAUAAAUUUCGGUUCGCGAGAAUUUGCUGGGUUUAUCUACGUCGAUAAAGAUGCCGUGAAACCCGGUCUGGUGGGUUAGUCUGUCUAUACAAAAAACGAACGCAGGAAAGCUGUCAUGCAUAACGUUUAAUGCAAGCUAAAGUGUUUUUUGUGAGCUAGACCGACCCACCUGGUUAUAUUGUGGGGCAGUCCCCAGUAUCAAAUGUAUCAUUCAUCUGCUCACAGUGAAUCCAAUUUUAGCCACAGACUAAUAAUAUUCUCAGAUGGUUUGAGUCAACGAGUGAGUAAAGUUGGCUUCACUAUACCGGUGCGUAGAUUUUUAACAGUCACAAUGUUGUAUUUUGUUGAGCAGAUGGAGCGGUAGGUUUUGAUGUUGCCAACAGGGAAUGUGUAUGCUCUGUACGUUUCUGCACUAUGCUUCUGACAUACUGUCAGUGUCAAUAUCAAGUAUGGCAAGUUGCAGAUAUCGCUGUUUGGAAUGAAACGCACAAAUACGCGCAAACCCAUAGCAGCUUUUAAAAAGCGAACAGAGUGUGAGAUACUUACAUAGAUGUAGCGAGUAGCCUAACAAAAAGAUUCAUUAUUCUGUAUCAUAUUGAAUUUAAUAUGAAGACAAGAUUGUCUAACGGUGAUAGUGUAAAUGAGAUAAAUUACUUAUGGUGCGUUGUACUAAGCCUGUUUCACGAUGUCUAGAUAAGAAUCUGUGUAAUAAAAUUCGUACAACCUGUGGGCACUGUCUUUUACAUGUUUUGAGAGAGUCAGCGUUAAUUUUAUAUUUCAGGGUAACCUUUCCAGACAUUGUGAAACAGGCGUUUAAAUAUUAUGAACAAAAUUUUAAGAUUCUUGUGCGACUGAUGAUAAUGAGUGAAAUUAAUUAUGAAAAAAAAGAAAUUCUAAUUGAUGUUGAUUGAUUCAUGUUGGAUUUUAAUGUCCUGUCAAAAGACAUUUUAUCUCUAAUAAAAUAAUAAACUUCUAUCCAUCUUAAGCUUAUUUUAAUCGAGCGAGAGCUUUAAAAGAAGGCUUUUUAAAAUAAAAAUAAUAAAAUUUAGGUAAAUAAAUCAUACUCUUCUAUGUCACAAGGUUUUUAAUUUAUUUUAUAGAAAUCAAUUAACUGAUCUUACUGUGAAUGUCAGCGGUGUCUAGUUGUACUUUAUUAUUUAUUUAAUUCAAUUAAUUAUUAUGAUCUUAUAACAAUACUGAUAAACUUAAUGUCAAUAAAUGUAUCUGGGUAUGAGGCCCCAUUUGUGCGUUGCCCUGUGUUGCGUCGCGUCGUCCCCAACGGAACUGUCAUAUAAAAAAAUAUAUUUGUUCUUUUAUGACGACGAACGCAACACAGAGCAGUUACCAAUGGGGCCUCACUCUUAGACCUUAGUGUUUGUUGUCGAUGUUUUAUUGUUGUCAUUAUGCUUGUAGCUUGCCUCCGUUAGAUGUCCAUGGCACGGGGGAACAAACAUAAUUGUAUUAAAUAUUAUUAUAACGAACAAUCUAUAAGAUUAUAAAUGUUACUUAAAUUAUUGUACUAUUAACUAACUACUUAUGUAUGUAUUAUGAAGUGAUAAUUAUGGCAAGAUUAUUGCACAAAACGAACGUCGUAAAUAAGCUCGAAUAUAAAGCAUGAAAGUGAAAUAACAAUAACGAAAUAUUACUUACAUUAAGUAUUAUGGAAUCAGUGUAUUGCGAUUUACGCAAUCUUUCAUGUUAACACGUUGAUACGUAAAAAAAAGACAUAUUUUGUGUUUUUGCCCUGGUGUCUGGGUUUGUAAUUUGUCUAGUGAACAAGUUUCUUUAUGUCCAGGAAUCGUAAUUAAUUAACAAAAUAUUAAAACGUUACUAUAUAUUUUAUUGAUAAAGUUAUGGAGGUAAAUUGAAAAUGUUGUAUUUAAGCAUAAUAAAGAGAUUAUUUCACUUCGUAAAGUAAAUAUAAGCCGGAUAUAUUUUUCGCCUUCCAACCGUAGCAAAUUAGUAUGUCACUCAAAUAUACUACGGCACUGUUAUCAAACGUUUUUUUUUAAAUUAAAUCUAUGUAUUCUGUAACAAUAAGAAUAUAACCUUUGUAUUUACAUAAAA